GCUCGCUGUGCGUCGUGACCUCACACGCAGCAUGUCUCUCGGGGCGGAAACAAACAGCGAAGCGUUCGCAGAAGAGCUGCGAGGUUGCGUGCGAUAUGACUUACUCCGCCAGAAUAUCGCGUCGAUCUUUGUGCUCCGCUCGGUCCUUAUCUACCAUUUCAUACCAAUUACCGCGGGAGGAGUGUAAACAUCUCUGAAGUCAGGAAGUGGGAUGUGGCCCAGGUGAAAAGCUCGUUAUAUGGUCGCGAGCGUGGGCGCCGUGACUGAAGGCACGCGAUCGUGUCACACUCAUCAGGAUGACGCGUCGAGGGCGUGCGUUCAAUAUGUGAAUUCGUGCGUGGAGGACAGUAGUUUAGAGAAAUAACGAGCCAUUGCAGUGAAGUCUUCGGUGUGAGUGUCAGCUCAGCAUCAUAAUGGACUCGUCUGUGGCGCUGGGGAGGCUGGAGCACGCGCGUCCGGUAAUGACCCGCGGCUCGUGUUUACCGGAGGGCGCGCAGAGCGCUCACCUGAACGGCUGCGUGCCGCUCUCUCAUCAGGUUGCCGGACACAAGUAUGGCGUUGAUAAAGUGGGUAUCUUGCAACAUCCUGAUGGUACGGUCCUGAAACAGCUGCAGCCUCCUCCAAGAGGACCCAGAGAGAUGCAGUUCUACAGUAUGGUGUGUGCUGAAGACCACUGCGACCCCUGUCUUGUAGACCUCAAAGCUCACCUUCCCAAGUACUAUGGCACGUGGUCCUCACCAGACGCUCCCACAGACCUGUACCUCAAGCUGGAGGACGUGACACGCAGGUUUCAGAAGCCAUGCAUCAUGGACGUGAAGAUCGGCCAGAAGAGCUAUGACCCCUUCGCUUCUCAGGAGAAACGGGAACAGCAGAUCAGGAAAUACCCGCUGAUGGAGGAGAUCGGCUUCUUGGUUCUGGGGAUGAGGGUGUAUAAAGUCGGCUCAGACAGCUUUGACACGUAUGACCAGCAUUAUGGAAGAGGUCUCGUGAAGGACGCGAUCAAGGAAGGUUUAUCCAAGUUCUUCUACAACGGCGACAUUCUCCGCAAAGACGCCAUCACUGCCAGCAUCCUCAGAGUCCAGAAAAUCCUUCAGUGGUUUGAGGCCCAGAGUCGAUUCAACUUUUAUGCAAGUUCUCUGCUCUUCGUCUACGAGGGCGUCUGCGCGCCCAGUCUCGUCUCUCAGACCCUACGGGAGAGCCCAACUGCACCAGAGGCCUGUGAGCAGAACAACAACAUCAAUCAGAGCCUCUCCAACAUGUACUCCCUGCACAAGAAAAGCUGCGGCCGGAGCCACCACCAAGCCAAUCAGGACAAUGGCGUUUGGAGCUCCUCACAGCAGCCCAAUGGCAACCGCAGCUUGGCAAGACUGGAAGAGGACAGGAAGGAGAGUAAGAGCGAAGCGGGACAGGAAACAGUCAGUGACGUGGAGGUAAAGAUGAUUGACUUUGCACAUGUCUUCCCUAGUGACGUUCCCGACCAGGGUUACAUCUAUGGCCUGAAGAACCUACUGAAGGUCCUGCAUCAGAUUCUGGAGGAGUGAUGGAACGGUUCAGUGUUGUUGAAGGUAUGAAUUGUGUAGCCACUUUCAUGUCUGUCCACCCGCCUUUCUCUAAUCUGCACUACCUACACCAUCAGUGGAGUAACAUGUUUGUAAUCCUUCGUCUAAUGUAUGUGCUUUAGUCUUUUAAAAGCUUUGUAUAGUUUAUGAUAUCUUACUCAGGUAAAUGAAUCUAUAAUACUUGUAUAUUUAUCCUAACAAAGAAGAAACACUCUCAUCAUGUCAUGCCUCAGAUAUUGCGUAUUACUUCCUGUUUCCAGAGCCAUUGCAGGAUUUUUUUUUUCUUUUUAUCCUUUUUUUUUUUUUAACAUGACCCUGCCUGUUUCAGACCUGUUGAAUUUUAUCUCAUUUUUAAUGUGAUUUAAAAAGAAUUAAACUUUUGUGAGUGUGUUCAUGUUCUGUGAUUACUGAUGCAAUAUGACUGAAAUAACAGUGAAAGUAGUGAAGUUGAGAUCAUUUAUUGUUUUUCAUUGUACAGCCCUUGAGGUUUGUCUACAUCAAAUGCCAAAGUUUCCAUUAAUGAAGUGAACUUGAAUUGUGAUUUGAAUAAUACAGUCAUUCUUCGGAAUACCAACUAAUUUACUUGUGUGUCUAGGUAUUUCAUUAAAUUGUUUGUACACAUUUAUUUGCUGACAGCAUAGGACAUGGUAGGAACUAAAAAAGACAUUUAAUGUUGCUCGAUAUAAGAGGAAAACAAGAAUACCCUAAAUUAUAAACAUUUUAAUCUCAGAAAUAGAUUUUUCUUUUUCUUUUGUUGUUGAUCUCUUUCCUUUUACUUUAUCUUAAUUUGUCUUGCAUAUAAAUACAUAGUAUUUGUCAGUAAUCAUUUAACUUGUGUUUUUUGCAUUUGUGGUUUACAUGUUUAUUAGCAGCUUUUUUUUAAACCAAGGAAUUUUCAGGGUGCCCACCAUAGACUGUAUAAAAACAUGUACGUAGUGUCCGUGGCGUCACCCGUAGAUUUCUGAAGAGCGUUUUUGGAGCUCAAAGUGGGCGGAGUGGGCCGUCGCCAUUUUGGCCCGCGCCUCUCCCAGAUAAUCGAAAAUGGGCAAAAAGGCGGAAGCUAGUUGCUGAAGCCACGCCCACCUAGCGCGACAGCAGUGUCAGCAGUGGCAAUCCACCUGUCACUCAAGUGGCCAUGCCCUUAAUUAUGCAGAACUUUAAGGCUUAUAGAUUUUAAACGGAUGAGUUAUAAAAAAAAAUUAGCUAUAUAGACCAAAAUCAUUUUUAAAGAAUUAAACAAAAAACUUUUUACAUAUAUUUUUUUAUUUGUCACUUUAUUAUUAUUAUUAUUAUUAUUAAUUAAUUUAUUUAUUUAAUUACACUCAAAAAAACUUAAUCGGCUAGUAAUUAAUCUGCAUUUUGAGUGCAUUCAGUCAAAAUGUCAAAAAUGUGUCUAUUCGGCCUUCACUGGAAAAAGAAUGGAAAUUCAUUGGUCUUUUGUGUGGGAACCCUGUUUGCAUCCUUUUUCAAAUCUCAGGCAUAGCAUUUUGAUGCUUAAUGCUUACAUGUAUAACAAUCGUUCAUUUACAUCUCAAUAUGUCUUGCUGAACUCAUCAGAAAAUAGUGUCCUUUUGUAAGUUUCACAUGUAUCUCUUUUGUGUUAUUUGUGCAUCAUGUUUUGUUAGCUUGGUUGUGAUGGAUGUCAAAAGACCACAGCUAGUAGACUGCGGCAAGUGUACAAAAGACAAUGUAACAUUCUUGUUCACAUGCACCUUUAAAGUGGCACAUGAGGAAAGUUGCUUUCUGUUUGUACCCAUAAAGACAAAAAGUGCACGAAUAGCAUAGCUCUAUAGAAAUAUGUGUCUUCGGGCAAAGUUAAAAAUUGCCUUUGUGCCUAUCAAAUAAAAAAUAGUUCCUGGUGUAUAAAAGGUUUUUAGUAGACCUCAAGAACUGAAAGUGGUCUACAUAUAUAUAUAGUGCUUUCCAUUAUAAUAUGCUUUUGUUCACAAAUAAAUGAACUUAUGUCAUGUUUACAUUCUACCUUUAUGGUUAUCUGGACAAAGACACAUUGUUAUAUAGUCGUACAUGCAUAACUCAAUAAUUAUUGUCCAUUAAUCAUCUUAUUUAUGCACUGAAAGGAAGUGAAAAUAAUGUGUACGUUUUUGCUUUUUGUUAAUUUCAUUUCUUUUUCAUUGUUUGUUUUUUUAUAUAUAUAUAUAUAUAUAUAUAUAUAUAUAUAUAUAUAUAAUAUUAUAUAUAUAUAUUUUUUUUUUUUUUUUUUUUUUUUUUUUUUUAUAAUAGUAUAUAGCACCUAAUUGUUAACUACUGUAUGUGUGGUGCUUAAAGCACUUUAGUGAGCCUUUGGUGAGACUGGAUAUUUCCCUGUGGAAUAAAUUGAUCAAUCUUAUUUAAGGGCAUGAAACUGUUAAAUCUCAACAAACGGACAAAUAAAGUCUAAACACUCACAUCAACAUUUGUACACUGGCUAGAUCUUUUGUUUGGUGGAACGGCAGGAAUAAUUCCAUGUCAUUCAUUUUCUGAAAGAUAUGAUGAUAUCUCUUUGGUGUCCUAAUGCUUGCUGUUCAAUAUGCGGAAAUAUACAGGCCUGGGUUAGUGGUGUCUCAAUAUAUGUCCAUUUUUGAAAACCUGUCUUAAACGUUGUAAAACUUGGGGAUUAACACAAGAUGACAGAAUUCCGCAAAUAAAAACCAACUCAAAUGUCAUCACAUUCAGAUGGUUUUUCCAAAUAAAUAAUGUAUUCAAAUGUCAGCCAUGGUUUCCUGGAUAGAAUCAAGCCCUGAAAUGUUUUUAUAGUGAUUUUUUUUUUUUUUUUUUUUUUUUUUUUUUUUUUGAAAAACGAAUAAACUAAGGUUGUUGUAUUGGGCAACUGUCAUCUAAAAGUGAACAAACUCAAACCCGAUCAAUGAACACUUUGGUUUAAGCAAAUCUGAUGCUUAUUGACCUGUAUAGUGUGUAGUCUUUGGAGAUAUGUCUGUUCAACCCUGAUCUAAUUGUUCUCUUAAAUUACCACUUUUGAAUAUAGACAUAUGAACUUAAGAUUUACUUGGAUGAUACUGGGUGUAUAUUUGGCAAAUUUUCAUGAAUAAAAUCUACAUUUAAUACCA
This is a messenger RNA of Cyprinus carpio (common carp), 4624 nucleotides long. Its product is annotated as inositol polyphosphate multikinase. The record is from RefSeq and is a predicted model, not a curated record. Gene Ontology annotation, cellular component: cytoplasm; nucleus. Lineage: Eukaryota; Metazoa; Chordata; Actinopteri; Cypriniformes; Cyprinidae. Gene Ontology annotation, molecular function: inositol-1,4,5-trisphosphate 3-kinase activity; inositol tetrakisphosphate kinase activity. Gene Ontology annotation, biological process: inositol phosphate biosynthetic process.